GAAACAAAGCGAGAGAGCGAGGGAGACGGAGCCGGACGGGCGAAGAGGAAGGAAAAGCAGGGAAGGAAGGAAGGAAGGAAAGGAGCGCGUGGCGGCUGGUUGGCAGGCUGAGCUCGAGAGAGGGGAGACCCGCGGGAGGCUUUGGGUUUAUUGGCGACGAGCCCCAGGCAGGCAGGCACCUCAAUGAAGGAAAGAAGAGCCAGCCAGAAACUCUCCAGCAAAGCCAUCAUGGAUCCGAACCAGAACGUGAAGUGCAAGAUCGUGGUGGUGGGAGACACCCAGUGCGGGAAGACGGCGCUGCUCCACGUCUUCGCCAAGGACUGCUUCCCCGAGAACUAUGUGCCCACUGUGUUUGAGAAUUACACAGCCAGUUUCGAAAUAGACACACAAAGGAUAGAGCUCAGUCUCUGGGAUACUUCUGGGUCUCCUUACUACGAUAAUGUCCGCCCACUUUCCUAUCCAGAUUCUGAUGCCGUCUUAAUUUGUUUUGACAUUAGCCGUCCAGAAACACUUGACAGUGUAUUAAAAAAGUGGAAAGGUGAAAUCCAGGAGUUUUGUCCCAACACCAAAAUGCUUCUUGUGGGCUGCAAGUCUGACCUUCGCACAGAUGUUAGUACACUAGUAGAGCUGUCCAAUCACAGGCAAACGCCAGUAUCAUAUGAUCAAGGAGCAAACAUGGCCAAGCAGAUUGGAGCAGCCACUUAUAUUGAAUGCUCAGCCUUGCAGUCAGAAAACAGUGUCAGAGACAUUUUCCAUGUGGCUACGCUGGCCUGCGUGAACAAAACGAAUAAAAACGUCAAGCGAAACAAGUCACAGAGGGCAAAACAACGGAUUUCGCACAUGCCUGGCCGGCCAGAACUCUCAACAGUUACUACAGACCUGCGAAAGGACAAAGCUAAGAGUUGUACAGUGAUGUGAAUGGCUCUGUCACUUGAACGAAGAUGGCAAGGACAGUGUGUUUGUGUGGGAGAGGUGAAGACUUGACAAGAAGUGCCCAAGGAAAAUGGUCUAUUGUUAUGGGCAGUCAAUGCUUCAAGCCCGUGGCUCACCCGCAUUGGGCAAGAAACUGUACUGGGAGAGCCGUUGUGUAGAAGUGGAUUUCUGAAGGGAUGUCAAUGUUACUUGGAUAAAUACCAAAUAUGAAGGGAGCUCUUUUUGAAUGUGCGAGAGAAAUGAAAGGAUCGGUAGCACCGGAAAAAGCGAUGUCCUGGAGGAUGCUUAUUUUUAGAUCUAUUUUUGAAUACCGACGUUGAUUUUUGAUUACCGUGCAAAAAAAUAUUGCUUUUAAAAUAAAUUUGCAAUAUUCCUACUCUCUUCGUUUUGAAGGUUUCCCCUAUGAGACAGUUUGAUUUCCCACCACCCAAAGGAUACGAUUGCUUUUCCUUUAUGUUUAUCCUCAAAAUUGGAAAGAGUGGUCAUCCAGAGGGAAAAAGCUGUGUUAAGAGGCUUUGAAAUAUAAUUUCUUAAUGAGAUGGCUGGAGAUUGAAAGAAAUUAAGCAAGUCAGAUUCAAAGAGCAUCUAGAAAUGUCAAAAGUGCAAAAGCCCAGAAGAGAAUGGGAAGGGGGGGGGGGGGAAUUUUAAAAUAUGUAUACGUUAUUGAUUUAAGGGUAAUUUUCAAGUGCAGAAUCUUCCUCUUCGCCAUUCUGACUCUCAUAAAAAAUCCAAUCAUGGUCUAAGAGCCAAGUUGUUUUGAUGCCGUUUUCAUAAGGAAAUUGUAGGCUAUUGGGAUAUCUUGGGUUAAAUCUCAACGCCCUAACAAAUGAAUGGUGCUAAGUUUUAGGUAUUUAAAAGCUCCUUAAUUAGAAAGGAAUGUUAGUCUUACUUCCCUCCUAAUUGCCUCCUUCAGUAUGAAGGAAAACAGCCUCAGCACUGUGUUAAGGGAAUAAGUGCUGUUCUGCUAUACAAAUUUUCUACACUUCUAUACUGGGUGUUGUCGUUGUUGUUGUUGUUGAAAGCUAGCACAUGAGCCAACCUACCCAAUUAUCUUCAUCACAAUGCAUCUCUUAAAAUGGCUGCAUAUGGAUGACCGUCUCUUAUUACACAUUUUUUGUUUACUUGUAAUGAGCACUCUAAGGAAAUGAGGAGGAGCCAGCAGGAACGGCAGAGCUUUUAAGGGGUCCCCAGUGGAAACUGGAUAUUGCAUGAAUCCUGAAGGUCUAAUACAAGCAUAUCCAGACAGUGAUCAUAUUAAAAAUGGCUUGUAUGACCCACAUUCUGUCAAAUUCCUUUUCACUGACUGGUUGACUAUUGUUACAUCCACUAAGCCAAUCUUGAAAAUAGUUUGCAGAUGUUGUUAUGUUUCGGAGGACACACCAAAACUCUGCUGUGAGAAAGUGUCCCUAAGGCUUGCUGGAUGCAAGCAUUUUCCUUCUCCAGCACUUCAUUUUUGAAGUAUUUAUUUCCACAGAAAUUCCAGAUAUAUUGCCACCAUAAUAUGCUUCUGAUUGAUACGAUGAUAUGCUUAAGGCAGUAUUAAAAAGAGAGAAAAAAAUAGCUGGCAAGUGCUUUCUUGUAUUUAAGUAUUUGUAAAAAGAAAAAUAAGUUAACUGUUUCAACACAACAACCACCAUGUUUUAACAAAUGUCAGUCUCUUUGUAUGUUUGGUUAUUGUUUCUGCAGUAUUUAUUUCUUUUCUUUUUAAUAAAAAAAUUGUUUAGUCGUUCAUA
Anolis sagrei ordinatus is the source of this 2666-nucleotide messenger RNA. RefSeq names its product Rho family GTPase 3 (gene RND3). Gene Ontology annotation, molecular function: protein kinase binding; GTPase activity; GTP binding. Gene Ontology annotation, biological process: small GTPase-mediated signal transduction. Gene Ontology annotation, cellular component: cytosol. The record is from RefSeq and is a predicted model, not a curated record. Lineage: Eukaryota; Metazoa; Chordata; Lepidosauria; Squamata; Anolidae.